GUUCAGACAGAUCGAUACUUAUAAUCAUUUCCGAAAAUAAACUGAUUACUAAGAAAUGGCACCAAAUCGGUUUUAAAUGUGGAGGCUGGCGGAUACCGAGCGGAACGUUCCAUCGAAGCCGAGGGCAGUACUUGACGAGCACAGAGUGCACGACAUAUCAACGCCGGCAUUCAAUUAUGAGCAUUUCUCAGGCUGUUCUAAACGGUGAAAAAUAUCAGCUUCAAAAAAGAACUGUGAUUCUUGGUAUCAGCCCUGGCAAUCCGCAUUAUUACAAGAUAGAAACCCUCGAACGGUUGUUCGAUUUAGCCGGAAGGACCUCGGAAAAGGUGAGUUUAUUUUAUAUGAUCCAUCUGAGAGAAUUACUUUUGGAGUAUGUCUCGUCAACACGGAUGAAUUAACGAAACGCCUCUCUAAGAAUCAUCCCUUUUUUUGCAGGUCUUUCUUUUUAUUCCGGACAAAAUAUCCGAACACAACUAUCGUGCUGUAGGUUCCAAGAACCCCGAGAAGUCCGCGCGUAUCAAAUGCAAUCGCCUGCGAAACAAAUGCAAUGAAGCCAUCCAAAGUAGCGGCCUUCGCGAUGUGUCCCACAGCUUCAUAAGGUGGACAGAGGAGGUGGAAAGCUGUCAUGAAUACAAAAAGGCCUUAGAGAACAUCAAAAACCUGUACGAAGUGAAUGAUGACUUUCACAACGACGUUAGACAAUCUACCGUGGUGGCAUUAAGAUGUCUCAAAAACGGCCGUGAAAGGGGAGGUUCUGAUAAUGAAAACAAAUCAGCUGAGGCCGACAGUAACGUAGACUUGGACGAAGGGGUGCAGUAUCUUCUGAAAGAGCUCGCUUUCUUUUUAGCAGUGCCGAACAUUUAUAAAGAUUGCAAUAAUUUUGUUUUUGUGUAUCAUCGUCCCUGGCCAGUUUUAGAAAGGUUCUUUGGUGGGUUUUAUGAUGGUGUUGAAAAGCCAUCUUUAGGUUUUGUCGUUUUUGAAUGACAUACCUUAGAUAUAAGCCAUCAAGUCGAGGACAGCAUUAAAUAAUGUUUAAGAUAAGAAUAGACACAAAGUUACUGGAAAAAAAAAACGCAAUUGACCCGUAGUCGAUCAGUAAUGAAAAUGAAUGUAGAUCUUUUGAAAAUUAUGAUAUCUGGAAU
Molecule: messenger RNA, 1142 nt
Organism: Pocillopora meandrina
Lineage: Eukaryota; Metazoa; Cnidaria; Anthozoa; Scleractinia; Pocilloporidae
Source: the annotation of a GenBank genome assembly